This is a messenger RNA of Rattus rattus (black rat), 968 nucleotides long. RefSeq names its product nuclear receptor 2C2 associated protein (gene Nr2c2ap). The record is from RefSeq and is a predicted model, not a curated record. The transcript is spliced from 5 exons. Bases 227 to 649 code for a protein of 140 amino acids. NCBI's taxonomy places the organism in Eukaryota, Metazoa, Chordata, Mammalia, Rodentia, Muridae.
UACUGCACUGCGCGUGCGCUGCCUGCACGCGGUUCCGGGUUCGCAGGUCUGCUGAGGAGCUGAGACUCGACUGGUUUAGGAAGUUGCUUUUGCUCCCUCCGGUUCCCAGAUCGCCCGCCUUGUCACUUAGAGGUGACCGGGAGGCUGGUGGCUGGGUCAAGUUGGGAGUGGCAGCUCCGGGCUUCGAACUCGCGCUCCGCGCUGGGAGAGGCAACGUCGAACCCAGAUGACCCAGUCUUUGGUUUGUCCCGAGACCGUGAGCAGGGUCAGUUCUGUGCUUAAUCGCAACAGCCGGCAAUUUGGAAAGAAACAUCUUUUUGACCAGGAUGAAGAGACGUGCUGGAACUCUGACCAGGGCCCCUGCCAGUGGGUGUCACUCGAGUUUCCCCAGCGUGUUCAGAUCACACAGCUGCAGGUGCAGUUCCAGGGUGGCUUCUCUAGUCGACACAGCCGCUUGGAAGGUUCACGUGAUGGGGAAGCCCUCAGCAAGAUUGUAGAUUUCUACCCUGAGGAUACCAAUGCCCUUCAAACCUUCUCCAUCCCCACCAUGGAGGUGGACCGGCUGAAGUUGACUUUCGAGGACACCACCGACUUUUUUGGCCGUGUAGUCAUCUACCACCUGCGGGUGCUGGGUGAGAAGGCAGGGUGAGAAGUAUCGGCGGUUACUUCCUCCAGGAAGCCCCCCUGGGAGGCACCCAGAAGCCCUUCAAGUUCUGCACAGAUUUAUUGGUUCCUGUUGGGGAGGGCUCUUCCCACCACUGUCCAGGAGCUGCCUUCCAAGCCAGUCGUGGGCUGACUGGUUUGUCCCUGAGUGCCUGGGUUCCCAUCAGGCUGUCUUCACUCGGGGUCCGCAGGCCCCAGGGUACUCUGGAACAGUUUGAGGAUGUGGCUCUCCAUCACCUGUUGCACUGUGGGAGGAGGUGGGAGGAGGUGUGAGCUGGGCACAGGGGCUGAAGAAGGUGCUCAGA